UGGAUGCACCUGAACCGGGUGAUGUUGCUGACCAUAGACGAGACGACCAUCACGCUCAUCCCCAGGUUCCGUGUGACGCGGGAGGACCCCACCACCUGGACCCUACACAUCCUCCAGGUGGAGCCGGACGACACCGGCUACUACGUCUGCCAGGUCAACAUGGAGCCCGCCAUCAACCAGGUCGGCUACGUCCAGGUCGUCGUGCCGCCGCAGUUCGUGGACGAGGAGAGUAGCGUGUCGCACGUGUCCGUGCAGGAGAGCCACGACGUGCGUCUGGUGUGCCGUGCCCGGGGCGUGCCCAACCCCAACAUCCGCUGGACGAGGGAGGACGCCCACCCCUUCUCCGCCGCCCGUGGCAGUCAAGUAGUGAAGCACAUCGACUCGGAGGAGCUGGUGCUGAAGGGCGUCACCCGGAAGGACAUGGGCGCCUACCUCUGCAUCGCCACCAACAAGGUUCCGCCCUCCAUCAGCAAGAGGAUCGUCCUCGACGUUCACUUCCAGCCUCUGAUCACGGUACCAAACCAGCUGGUGGGUGCCCCGGUGGGCACCUCCGUGACUCUGGAGUGCCAAGUGGCAGCCUUCCCUAACGCCGUCCACUUCUGGCGCUUCAACGACCAGCUGCUGAUCAACUCCUCGCGACAGGAGACGCAGGAGCUGCGCAACGGCUACACCACCACCAUGAAGCUCUCCCUCAGGAACCUCCGACACAAGGACUUCGGAACAUACGUCUGCGCCGCCAAGAACUCUCUCGGGGCGACGGAGAGCAACGUCAGACUCUAUGAGAUCGUGGUGAAUCGCGGCUCUGAGGAGAAGCCAGAGGACUCCAGUAUGGGAAACUCAGGUCUCAGGCCUCAGCAGCGUAACGAGGACCGUCCUAAAGACCCGUGGCCCUCAGCAGAUUUGGACUCUGACUCUCCUGACUACACCCUGGAUGAGAACAGCAUCAGGCGCGGUCGUCUGGGAGGAGGGCUGACGAAGGACAGGCAUGGCAGCAGCAGGGGCGGUAUGGGCGCCCCUACCUCUAGCAGCUCAGCAGUACCCCGCCUGUGGGCUGGCCUCUGGUGCAGCUGCUGCCUCGUCGCACUCAACUGCGGGGCCACCACCGGACACUUGGCUCGACCGUGGGCCAGCGUGGGGCUCCUGAUGCUGCUGCUGCUGCUGCUGUAUCCGGCUGCAUCCUGGCCAUCCUGUCUACCCGGCGCUGCAGGUCACGCUCACGGCCAUCUCCACACCUGACAGCUAACGCAGUC
Molecule: messenger RNA, 1250 nt
Organism: Procambarus clarkii (red swamp crayfish)
Lineage: Eukaryota; Metazoa; Arthropoda; Malacostraca; Decapoda; Cambaridae
Source: RefSeq, a predicted model, not a curated record